CGAAGCAGAAGCAAAUGGUUAAAGUUGCCUCAGUUUAGUUUUAGUUGUACGCGAUCUGCUCUUCGUUUGCGUUCGCGUUGCACCAGAUGCGUUGUUAAGUAAUUGCGCAAUUAAUAUAGGUCACCUUUGGGUGUUUUGUUAUUCUUAAGUACUUUGCGCAAAACUCAAGAAAAAGAUAAGAAGAGCCACAUUUCACAAAAAAAAAAAAAAAAAAAAAAUAUUUUUUUUUUUUAGAAAAUAUUUAAAAAAAAAUAUGAAAAAACAAUCAAAUCCAUUCCAAGUUUUUUUGAAACAACUGAGAAAAUUCGUCGUGGUAAGAAAAUUUGUCUCCUCACGUGACUCGUGUUCAAGCAGUUAUAAGAACUUCAACAAGAAAAAAUCUGCAAAGAAAUAAAAAAGUGAAAAAAAGUGCCUUAAAUAAACGUCAACUUAAAAAUUAAAUAAAAUGACCGUGAAACCUGCUUAGUGCCUUAUUUGCUAAUAAAAUAGCGAAGAAAACGAAGAAGAAUUUGAACGUACAAGUGCAAUAUUUUUGUGUGGUUAAGAAAAGUUAUAUGGAUGAAAAAUUAAAUAUGAACAAGUGAUUUUUAUUAAAUAAUAUAAAAUUUAAAAAAAAAAUAAAACUAAAAAAAAAAUAAAUAAAAAACAAAAAGUUAAAGAAAUACAAUAAUUAAAAAAAAAAAUAAAAAAAAAAUAAUUAAAAUAAAAAAAAUUUUUGAACAACAUCUUCGCUUCGUGGAUAUUUUAUAAAAUAAUUUAAUUUUUUAUAUAUAACUGAGUUGUGAGUGCGCACGCAUCAAAUGGAUGCACCGUCGAUGGUUCAAUCGUCCCUCGGAGGCGCCCUGAUCGUGCGAAAUCUCGUAAGUGGCGAUCAAAUGGUCAUACCGCCGCAGUCAAAGGUCGAUAACCACACCGAAUCGAUCGAAACGCUCGCCAUGGAGUCACCUCCCAACACAAAUCCACGAAACGAAGACCAAAGUCAUAGAAAUAGCAGUAGUCAUAGCAGUAGUUUUUUAGUAGCGACAAAUAGUGAUUUAGUGCAUAGUAACGAAUCGGAAUCAAACAGUGCCACAACCAUCGCCGAUGAUGACGAAGAUCGCGACGGAUCCACAAAAAAAGGGGAAUCCAAACUCCCGCAAUGCAAAAUCAAGCGAAAUUACUCGUGCAACAACUGUAACUACUUCACGCAGAACCCGCGAAAGUUUCUCAUGCAUUUACGGGACACGCACGGCGAAAAAAUCAACAUAAACGAGUGCAAACUCUGCCUUUACGCAUCGCGGCAUUAUCAGAAACUCGUAAGGCACAUGCGAAUGGUGCACGGAAGUACGGAAGGUAUCAACGAACCAACGCAAUCGCGACGUCAUCGAAGCAGUUUGAAACUUAUGCGGCAAAAACGCACGCCCCCCAUCUACCAUGAUGACUCCGAAGAACGUCCCGAGGAGCCUAAUUUCAUUCCGAAGUACGAUAAUACGACGCCGGGCAUCGAUAUGGGUCCGCGACUCAACAAAUGUUCAAUGUGUAGUUUCACGGCGUUGUCGAAUGAUAGUUUGACGGCGCACGAACGCGAGGAUCACGCUUCCGAGGAGUUUUUCCGAUGCACGAGAUGCAAUUAUGUGACGCAUAAGAAGGCGCGGUAUAGCAAACACAUUAAAUAUCAUUCGAUGCCGAUGAUCAAGUGUCAUAUGUGUGAUUUUAGGACGCCGUACAAAUGGAAUUUGGAUCGUCAUAUGAAGAAUCAUGGCGGGCAGGGACCUUUCAAGUGUAGCGCUUGCACAUUUACGGCAGAUAUCAAGCAGAGUUUGACGGUUCAUGAGACAAAUCAUCAUAUUCCUCCAAUUGGCGGGCAUUCCAUCGGUGAAGUUGCGCAUGAUUGGCCUGAAGAUUUGUCGAUGUCAUCCAGUCACAACAGCCAGGAGGAUGAUGAUACUCCCUUGGAUUAUACUGUCAUGAAGUCUCCCGAAUCCGAUCAGCAUAGUGGCGAAACGUCAUCCGAAGGUUCAUAUCGCAAGAAAGCUCGCCCAAUUCCCAGUUUGAUUCCCAUCAAUGACACGUACAACGCGCUGAAGAUCCCGAAAGCGAACGAAGUUCAAGCGAAAGCUGCUGUCAAUUAUUUGAACGAAAUUUACAUGAACACGAUAAAAAGCAUCACAAUGUUAUUCGGGCAAGAUCAACCAAAUCCCGAAGCAGCCACGAGUCCCAUUCCCGUGGAUGAGGAAACAGUAACGAAGAAGAAAUCUGCCUCCAUUUUCGAAAAGCUGCAAGAAAAAAUAAAUCUCAGUCAAUUGAGUGAAGAUAAUCUCACCUGUGCCUGCGGUUAUCAAGGCAAAUGUUUGUCCGAUAUCUUCAUGCAUCAAAAUAUCUGCAAAAAAUCCCAAGAAACGAAUCAACAACAACAACCUUCAAGCAGCGACUUACCCAGUCCGACAUUAGCGUCACUUUUCAGUUCGACCCGAUGCCAAUAUUGUCGUCAUCGAUGCAAAACCACAGACGAUUUGCUCGCGCAUCUCAAAGUUUGUAUCGAAGCACAACAAGCCGAUACCGCAAGCGAAGCCGGGAGCGAUGUCAAAUGCGAAAAAAUGUCAACAAAUGGCGAAAGCAGCGGCAGUGCUGACGAAGCGGCAAUUGACAAUCCAGCUGAAGCGCCCCCUACCGGCGGAAUAAGUUGGAUCCCAAAUAACGCAAACGCGGCAAUGCAAAUGGCGUUUAUGGAUCAAAUUCUGUCGCAUAACAUCGAAGUUAUCAGCGAGAAUAACAAUGGCGAGUCAAUUAUCGUGGAUCAUCCCAAAAUCGCCAAAUCCGGCAUGGGAUUCCCCAAAAAGUCCUCGUUCGUGUCGAUGAAGAAGGUUUUCAAAUGUCCCCAUUGUUCGUUUUGGGCAUCGACCGCUUCGCGAUUUCACGUGCACAUUGUCGGCCAUCUUAACAAGAAACCGUUCGAGUGUUCGUUGUGUGCGUAUCGCUCAAAUUGGCGCUGGGACAUCACAAAGCACAUUCGUCUAAAGACUGUCAGAGAUUCGAAUCAUAAGACGGCGAAGGUGUUGAUGAACGAUGAGACAGGCAGGAGAAAUUAUACGAAAUAUAACAAGUAUAUCACGUUGAUGGGCGUGAAUGAUAAUGAUACGAAUACGAAGCAGUCGAAAGCGGAUGACAGUAUCUUGUUGCAGCAUCAAGAACAGCAAAAUCGGGAAAAUGGCGGUUCAACUCCGACUUCUAUGGAUACUUCCAAUCCUUAUCUAGCCAGUGCAUUGUCCUUCGGGAAGAAUUCUCACAACAACAACAACGAUGACAGUCAACUUUCUGACGGAGAAAGUAACAACAAUAACAAGAAAACGCAUUUCAAGUGCAAAAAAUGCAAUUUCAAGAGUUACGACAGAGACGAAGUCCUUGGGCACGUAAAGCAACAUUACAUCGAUGCUGGUUUGUUUAAUUCUGCGAUCGCUCCCAAGCCCAUGAUCCAGAUUGCGACCCCGAAACUCGAUUAUUUCGGUUUAAUGGAGCCGCCAUCGCGUUGCGUGUCAAAUUUGAUGCAAGUCAUGCCGGAAUUGACGAUCAAAACGCCGCCAUUGCUUCCGCCGCCAAACGGUGAGACUCCGCAAGCGUCAAAUCCAUCCGAACUUUCUGCCAUACUGAAAAAUAACAAUCUGGCAAGUAACUCCCCUAACAGUGCGACGAUGGAGUUUGGCGAUAACAUGCAUAACAUGGUGACGGCGGCAAUUCAGCUCGCGGGUGACGGAGGAAAUUUAACGAAUUUGGCUCAGUUCAAAAUUCCAACGACUCCGAACAACAACAACAACAACAACACAAACACGACAAAAAAUAACAACAACAACAACACUUCUUCUAACAUUUCUACUUCUUCCUCUUCUUCCGCCAACACGUCAGUAACGACGGGCAAGAAUACAAAUACGGUUCAGGGCUCUUGUAGCAGUAACACUUCUACUUCUAGUAAUAACUCUUCAUGGCGUGGCCCAGCUCCAUAUCGCUGCGGUCAUUGUCAUCAAGUAUCUAACUGGAAGCAUGUUAUUCAGCGGCAUUGUCGCUUGAAGCACAAUGGCAAUAUUUCCAUCGAGCAGCUUGGAAAAACCAAUAACAACAGUGGCCGAAUGCGAGAAGAUGCCCGUUCGCGUCGUAUCCGCUUCCAAUCUCCCAACUCCAACAACAACUCUUCCGUCGUCACUUCAUCUUCUUCUUCCAACAACGCCAUUUUCGGUAAUUUCUCAUCACAAUUAAAAGCUGCGGGCGGCGUCAACAUGCUGGAAGACCUUUUAAAGCGAAAUUCCGACGCAAAAUCCGUUUCCAACGAAAUUUCCAUCGAGAAAAAAUACAAAUGUUUCGACCCGCUCUGCCCUUAUCAGUCAAAUUGCAAGUCGCAGUUCGAAAAUCACAGCUCGUGUCACAAAGUUCAGCCUCCGGGCGAGGAUUCGGAAGUGUUUCGAUGCAACAUUUGCACGUACAAUGUGUCGCAUCGUCAUUUGCUGCUCCAACAUUUGAAGAUUCACGCGAAUGACGCGCAAGGAAAUGAAGAUUCUGUCGAUUUAACGGAUGAAACUCCUUUAACGAUGGCUGAACAAAGCGGUUUCAAAGGGCAAACGCAGCGUUUUUUGUACUUUUGUCGUCAUUGCCCUGCGCGAUAUCUCUCAAAACCCGAAAUUGAUCAACAUUUGAGCAUGCACGACGCUGGAUUUCCGCAUAAAUGUCGCCUUUGCUCGUACACGGAACAAUCGGAGGCAAGUAUUCAGCAUCAUCUGACGGCGCACACGACUUAUUAUCAGGAAAAAACGAAAGAAUUCCAACGGAAAUACCAAACGGACCCCGAUCAUCCAAUGCCACGCAUCGAACCCGAAGUCCAACCCUCGACAAGCAACCAAACAAAUCGCGAACAAUCCUGGAUUGUGAUUGCGCCGCCUCCGUUGCCCGCAAAUUUACUAAAAUCCCUUUACGAUCAAAAAAUGUUUGGACUUUUAUCACUGCUGACCACGUGCAAAUAUUGCCCGUUCAAUGCUGAGACGCCAGAUGCCCUCCAGCUGCAUCUCGUGCAUCACAAACGCUUCUCCGGCAAAGAAUUUCCCUGCAAAUGCGAACAUUGUGACUACUCGGCGGGCACUUUUACGCAGCUAACGGAGCACUUGAAGCUCCAUUUUAGCUUCAUACAAAAUUCGCGCGCCGAAAAUGACCAAAAAAAUGUCGCUUUUUACACGAAUUACGACCAACUGGAGCUCAAAUGUGUCGAUUUGAGCAAAGUUAAGCCCGAAAAUGACACGGAUGAGGAACCGGACUUUGUUUUUAGCGAAAACACGGACAAAGCAUUGAAACAAAAAAGGUUAGAGAUGAUUGGAAAUGUGGCGACAAAGGACAAAAUCAUCGUGCGACUCGACUAAAGUUACAGGGAAAAUGUUCAAAAAAAUUUUUUUUUCGUCUUCAGAGAUUUUUUCUCGUUAAAAACGGACCAAGUCUAUUUAUAUACAACAUUUAUAAAUAAAAAUAAUUAAAAAAAUAGUUUCAUGAAAAAAAACAUAUAAUAGGUUGCCAUAAAAUAAUGUAAGAAAAAUUAAAAAUAAUCAAAAAAAAAAAUAUUUAAUCAACAAAAAUAAAUGUAAAACAU
Messenger RNA from Culicoides brevitarsis, 5599 nucleotides. RefSeq lists its product as uncharacterized. The coding region runs from base 801 to 5375 and encodes 1524 amino acids. The transcript is spliced from 7 exons. The record is from RefSeq and is a predicted model, not a curated record. Gene Ontology annotation, cellular component: nucleus. Gene Ontology annotation, biological process: positive regulation of transcription by RNA polymerase II. NCBI's taxonomy places the organism in Eukaryota, Metazoa, Arthropoda, Insecta, Diptera, Ceratopogonidae.